AUGUUUUGUUUAAAUUAUUUACAAUGUUAUCUUUUAACUUUUGAUUUAUCGAGUCAUCGAUGUGAAAUAUUUUCAAAUAUAUCAAUAGAAUAUGGAAAUUUAAUUCAACAACAAGAUGUUAUAACAAUGAUUACUCUUGAUAAUGAACAAUUAUUUAAUUCUAUGUCACAUAAAAUAGCAGAAGCAUCAAACAUAAAAUCUAUUAUGGCAAACAGAAUUACUCCAACUAUUGCAAAUACUGGUGGUACAAUUACUACAGCUAGAGAAACAACAACUUCAAGUAGUACUACUGCAACUACUAUAACUAGUAAAAUUAAUACCGCAAUUCAUGUUAGUUCAAGCAUUAAAAGUAAUGAUGCUACUAUAGCAAUUACUACAACUAAUGAAACCAAUACUAGUUCAAAUAAAACAACUAAUAAAACUACUACUACUACUACUUCGACUACCACACGUAGUACUAUCUCGAUUACAACAACUACUAUUAAUUCAUGUGCAACAACUAGUGCUACCUCGACUACUUCGAGCAGCACUAGUUCAUGUACAACAGCUAGUGAAGCUACUACGUCAAGCGCGUCUUCAACAACAAAAAAUCCAUGUACAUCUGGUAAUUUACUUUGGAAUAAAACUGGUAUCACUAUACUUAGUUCAUCCUCACCAAUAAUAACAUCUGGUGUAUUUAUUGAUUUAAAUGAUAAAUUAUAUGCUGCGGAUGAGAACGCUAAUUAUAUUGUAUCGAAACUAUUAAGAAAAGUUCCAGGUACAAUGGUUGUAGCUGAAACCUUUGGAUCACCAAAAUUAAAUAAAAUUAUCGCAUACAAAAGUACAUUAAUGGAUCAAAAAAAUGCAACAUCUUUAGCUGGUGUAAAUGGAUCAGCUGGAUCUGCAUUAAAUCAAUUAAAUACUUCACGAUAUUUUACUUUUGAUUCAACGGAUACAUAUAUGUAUAUUGUUGAUUCUGGAAAUCAUCGAAUUUUACGUUAUUUAACAAAUUCAACUUCAGGUACUAAUGGAACUCUGGUAGCCGGUGGAACUGGGACUAGCAAUGCAAAUACAUCAUUGAACUCUCCAUGGGGUAUUCAUUAUUUACCAUCUAUAAGUAAUGAUCUAUUUAUAACAAAUACUAAUGGACAUUCAGUUAUACGUUGGACUCCAGGUGCUUCAUCAGGUGUAUUCGUUGCUGGUAAACCGGGUGUAUCAGGUUCAAAUUCAACUCUUUUAAAUUAUCCAACUGGAAUUAAACUUGAUAAUUAUAUGAAUAUUUAUGUUGCUGAUACUCAAAAUAAUAGAAUUCAGUUAUUUUGUGCUAAUAGUAAUAUUGGCGCAACUAUUGCUGGAAAUGGUUCUGCAGGUAGUGAUGCAAUCCAAUUAGAUGGUCCACGUGGUAUUGCAUUUGAUUCAGCAAUGAAUAUGUAUAUUGGUGAUGUAGGAAAUCUGCGAGUUCAAAAAUUUAUGAAACUUUAA
Adineta steineri is the source of this 1461-nucleotide messenger RNA. Lineage: Eukaryota; Metazoa; Rotifera; Eurotatoria; Adinetida; Adinetidae. The record is from the annotation of a GenBank genome assembly.